UAUGGAUUAAUUUUUAUACAAUUGGCGAAAAUAUACUGGUUAUUUACGACUUUAUAUAUAUAUGGUUAUUUACGACUAUAUAUAUAUAUAUUAAUAUAUUAACAGAAAUCGAAAAAGAAGAGAAAAAAAGCAAACAAAAACAGUCUAGAGGCUCAACAAUAACAACAAAAAAUCCGUUCUCAAGCUUCUUUCUUUCUUUCCCUUUGUUUCUUCUUCCUCCUUUCGAUCUCACUGAUUCUCUCUAAACCAACUCGAUCCUCUCUUCCCCUUAUCAAUUAGGGUUUUACAGGCGAAAUUCUCGUUCGAAUCAAUCGAUUUAUUUCGUUGCAAGUUUCUUCAACUUAACCAACCAAUCGAAGAGAGCAUAAGAAUUGCGAUAUGAGAAAGCAGUGCUAAUUUCUCUGAUUCUCAAAUGGAGCAGCUUGUUAACUUCAUCAUUCGACCUCCAAGAGCUGAGUACGACCCGGAACAUGAUCUCUUGGAGAAGGAGUUCAUGAUGAAAGGUAGAUGGUAUCAGAGAAAAGAUUUAGAGGUUAAAAACAGUAGGGGAGAUGUUCUUCAGUGUAGUCAUUAUAUGCCUGUUGAACGCCCUGAAGGAAAGCCUUUGCCCUGUGUAAUAUAUUGCCAUGGAAACAGGUAUUGGGACGUUUGUGGAUGUAGAGCGGAUGGUAGUGAAGCCGCUAUUGUGUUGCUGCCUUCGAACAUUACAGUUUUCACUCUUGACUUUUCGGGAUCUGGUCUCUCAGGCGGGGAACAUGUCACCUUAGGCUGGAACGAAAAAGAUGAUCUGAAGGCUGUGGUUGAGUUUUUGCGGCAGGAUGGAAAUAUAUCCUUGAUUGGGUUAUGGGGACGUUCAAUGGGUGCUGUUACUAGCCUGAUGUAUGGAGCCGAGGAUCCUUCCAUUGCGGGAAUGAUUCUAGACAGCCCCUUCUCUGAUUUGGUUGAUCUGAUGUUGGAACUUGUAGAUACAUACAAGUUCCGUCUACCGAAGUUUACUGUAAAAUUUGCAAUACAGUUUAUGCGGAGAGCUAUUCAGAAAAAAGCAAAGUUUGAUAUAACGGAUCUGAACACUAUUAAGGUGGCAAAGUCAUCUUUUGUUCCGGUUUUAUUUGGACAUGCCUUAGAUGAUGACUUUAUCCGCCCUCAUCAUUCAGAUCGUAUAUAUGAAGCCUACGUAGGUGACAAAAACAUUAUCAAAUUUGAGGGAGAUCACAACUCUCCACGGCCUCAGUUCUACUUUGACUCAAUAAAUAUCUUUUUCCAUAACGUACUUCAACCUCCAGAGGUGGUCGGGCCGACCUUUUAUGACCCGUUGGAUGAUUACUUUGCAAAGGGCAGUUGGGGAUCUAUGCAUGAUACAAAUAUUCCACAAUCCUCAGUACAGAAAAGUUUAGCCGCGAGUAGCAUCUCUGACGCAAUUAAUGAAGUCCGCAUGAAAAGACCCAUGAGCCGCACUGAUGUUCCUUCGAAUGUCACAUCUAACGCUUCUCCAUCAGAAACUAAGGAAAAAGAGAAUCAUGAUGGCCGUGACAGUUCAUCUUCUCCUGAUAUGAUAAGCUUUGAUUUGUCAAACGGCGAUCAAUACCCCCAUCACCUUGGGAUGGCUUUAGAUGAUGAUCAGUACGUGGAGUAUCACUUGGAGGACAUCCCAUCUAAUCCAGAGGAAGAAGAAAGGAUGCUUAUGAAAGCGGUGAUGGAAUCAUUGAAGGACUUGGAAGUGAAAAGUCUUCAAGCAAAAGAACCUCCCGAGAAGAGAGUUCACGGCAGCAAUGCUUUUCUAACUGCACAACAAUCUCUUCUCGCCAGAGAAGAAUCAACUUCAGCACAAGCAAACCAAUCAGAGAUUGACUCUGCUUCAAGUCCAGCAACACUUAACGCUUCCGAGUCCAAUGCUCCAAGAGACACACCAGCUUCUCUAGCGAAACCCGUAAACGCUUCUGUGAGCCAGAAGGAAAGCGAGAGCAGUGACAUGUCAGGAGUUACAAAGGCGACGGUGACAGUUGAACGUAGUAGUAGUGCACCGGGCAAAGUCUUGGACGGGUUAAUACGCAAGUGGGAUUUUAACUUCUUCAAAAACAGCAAAUAACUCAAGUGAAGUCGAAUGAUAUGCAUAUAAAUUUAUGUCCAAAAAUAGGUUGUUUUUUUUUUUCAGAGAUUUUAUCAUUGUUGGCUUUGGUUAUGGUUUACAUAUGAUUUUAUUCAAAUGUUGUGUUCUUGGGUCUGGUUUUUUUAUUCGUUCCAUGUAUUUGUUUUAAGUGUUUUUUGUCCUCUUCUAUUUGUUUCAAAUAUAUGAUGAUUCAAUUAUUCCUUUGCAUAUACUUUACUUUGUCUUGUUUCUUGGACACAAUCUUCC
Thlaspi arvense is the source of this 2353-nucleotide messenger RNA. Lineage: Eukaryota; Viridiplantae; Streptophyta; Magnoliopsida; Brassicales; Brassicaceae. The record is from the annotation of a GenBank genome assembly.